AAACAUAAAAAUGAAAUGGAGGGAGAGACAUGUCCUUCUUUGCCAUAUGACUGCUCAUAAUGUGAUAAUAACAGACAAGAAGACAUAAAGAGAAUACUAAAGUCCUUAAUACAUAUAAAAUUAAGUCUAAUUUUGGUAUACUACAGGAAAAGUCAUUUCAUUUACAAAGGAAGAAGCAAACAAAUAUGAUUGCUUAAAAUGUAUUAGUAACAGUCAGGAAGAAAUGAAAUAAAUGACAAAUUUCUUAAGAUAGAAUUAAGUAUAAUUUAUAAAAUACCGAAGGAGAAAAGUCGGUCAUUUUCAUUCACAAAGGAAUAAACAGCACGUGAAACAAAUAUCACUAGUAGUGAGAGAGCACAAACAAUUGAAGUUUCAAUUGUUACACAGUACGUUUACCAAAAUAUUUCCGAUUUACCAUAUACGAAUAUACGAAGAGACACGAAGAGAAUGGAUUUUAAAAAUGCGAAUUUUUUAAACAGUCAAGUGAACGUGCUCUCGGGGAAUCUGUUACCAAUAACCGACAAUUCGCGGUUUUCAGUAAUUAAUCGUGUUUACAGCAUCACCACAUGGUUAAUAGAAUUGACCUACACGAUCGCAUUGAUCUUUGGAAUUAUCCUGUCACCGUUGGAGAAGGGUCUGAAGGACGGCCUUGUCAGCGUCGUGGUGAUCGUGGAGAUGUUUUUUAUGCUUAUGCGUCUUUAUUCGCGCAAAAUGCUGAUGGUGGAGAUGAUUCAAAAGAUGAACGUUAUCUUGCGAAGCGCGGAUGAGAUUAUGAAGGAUAUCGUAAAAUCGGCAAUAAAGCCUAUAAUAUUGCCGUUCGUAAUAUACGGAAUAACCAACGUGAUAUCUGUCGCGAUAUGGCACAUGCAACCGAUUAUGCUGGUCUUUGAGAGGUCCACUUUCUUCUAUGUAGAUUAUAAUAUGCCAGCCGCUUUCAGCACCGAGCCGUUCUCCAGCCGCGUUUUGAUUCCCUCGACCAUUAUUAUGUCGAUCGGCGGCGUUUAUCUGUUUAUUAAGAAAUUCGGCGUGGAUGUGUACAUGAUGCAUUUGGUAUUGAUGUUAACGGCGCAAUACAGAUACACGGCGGCAAAGCUUACGAUGUUAUUUCGGAAUCUACAGAAUAGCCACGACGAAUCUCAAAAAAGGCAUCGGUCUAUGAUAAAUCGAUGGACGGAAAAAGAACUAAGAAAAUUGUGUCACCAUCAGAAUACUGUUUUAAUAAUGUCAUGUAUAUUAAAGAAACUUCUAUCUGUCAACUUCAGCGUUCUCUAUGUCAAUAACGUGUUACGCUUCUGUUUUUUAGGUAUCUUUCUGACCACAGUACCAUCAAUGUCUUUUGCAGAAGGAAUUUCAGUCAUCUUAUUUGCUGUUGGUUCACUUACACAGUUCUUUUUGUUGUGUUCUUCUGUUCAAACAUUAUUAGAUGCAAGUACCGAAAUAACGGAUAAAGCAUUUGAUGAGGGUUGGUAUCAGUUAGAACCGUCAAUGAAACGUAUAUUUAUAUUAUUAAUAAUGGCUAACAACCUGGAAUGCAGAAUUGCAGCAAUUGGAAAAUUCAAUUUAUCUUUGCCUUCAUUUAUGACGAUCAUAAACCAAUCGUAUUCAAUCGCCCUCCUGUUCUUAAGAGCGACAUAAAAAAAAUUGUUUUUUUCACACAUGUUUAAAUUUGGUAUAAGAUAUAAGAUAAAGAAUGGUUACUUGAG
Temnothorax curvispinosus is the source of this 1703-nucleotide messenger RNA. Its product is annotated as odorant receptor 22c-like. The transcript is spliced from 5 exons. Gene Ontology annotation, biological process: sensory perception of smell; detection of chemical stimulus involved in sensory perception of smell. Gene Ontology annotation, molecular function: olfactory receptor activity; odorant binding. Gene Ontology annotation, cellular component: plasma membrane. The record is from RefSeq and is a predicted model, not a curated record. NCBI's taxonomy places the organism in Eukaryota, Metazoa, Arthropoda, Insecta, Hymenoptera, Formicidae. The coding region runs from base 448 to 1635 and encodes 395 amino acids.